Messenger RNA from Phyllotreta striolata, 4189 nucleotides. NCBI's taxonomy places the organism in Eukaryota, Metazoa, Arthropoda, Insecta, Coleoptera, Chrysomelidae. The record is from the annotation of a GenBank genome assembly.
UAAAAAUUGCUCACCCUGUAUUUGAAGAUUUGCAGGAAACUGUUACUGACAUUUGACAACAAUGACAAAUAACAACUGUCAACUUAGUUCAAUAUUUCUGCCGCAAGGAGCAUUAUGCAGACAAUUUGUCAAGCGUUCAUAAAAUAAUAAUUCGUUUUUAGAUAUUUUAAUCUAAGUUUUUUACCAUGGAAAAGCUAAAAUCGCUAAUUUGAAGCUACAAGGUUAUGUUGCCCAGCAAACACCAGCUGAUAAACAAAAACAACAUAAAUAUUAACAAACAACCAAUACGCUGUAUUAAACGAAUUAACGAUGUCCGAACAAACGAGCGAGACAGCGGAAGUACCCUCGAGCAGUGCAACCGAUCAAGCCAGUCAUGGACAAAAAAGCACAGCAACUGCAGCGAAACCCGAACAACAAACUAGCUGGCUCACGAACUUGCAACGAAUACAACAGAAGAAACAGGCUUUCCUCGCUUUUCCUUACGACAAAAAAUUGCUGCGGUUGGCUGUGUAUUCCAAAUGUCAGGCUGAAAAAUGUGAUUGUAUUGGGUGGAAAAGGGUCGAUGUCAAUCAACAAAACCCUACUUUUGAAGGUCCUUGCCGUUGUGAACACUUAUUAGAAACCCACGUUUCUCACUUAGUGGAUAAACCCGAGCAGGAAUUAAACAGACUUCUUAGCAUGACCGUGGACGUAGAUAGCAUUUACACAUCGAUGAGCAAAGAAGAGAACUUGGAAACUCAUAAAUUAUACCAAUAUUUAUUUAGGUUAUUAAGAACGUGCGUCUUGACGCUGGAGAAGCCUGUAAUAAAAGGCCCGUUGGGCCAACCGCCAUUCGAGAAACCCAGCAUCGAUAAAGCUAUUACGAAUUUGCUCAUUUACAAGUAUUCGCAUAUUAGCCAGCAGGAGUUGAAAACUAUGUACGAGUUGGUAAGAGUGUUGUUUAAUUCUUUGAACACUUGGGUGUUUCCUUGUCCGAGUAAUCAGAAGCAUAUUGUCAGUCAGGAGGAGGCCAAUAAGUAUAAAAUUGAGUACAAAAGAUGGUUGAUUUUCUGUUACGUGCCAACAUUUUGCGAUUCCCUGCAGCACUUCGACACCACGAUGGUGUUUGGUCGAACGUUGCUCAGGGGAGUUUUUAAGUACAUUCGCAAAGAAAUCAUGGAUCAAUUUUACAAAGAAAGAAACAGCACGAUGCCGCCGGAACUGAAACAAUUGUUACUUACCAAUUUCCCGCCGUUUUUGAACCAAUUGGACGAGGAAAUUUACGCCACGAAUUCGCCCAUAUGGGAUCCGGACUUCAAGUCGACGUCGCUGCAUUUCCAGUCGCUGUUGGAUUCCAGACUAAGAGGAAAGCAAGUUCGGGCAACAGAAACGCCCGCCAGGGAGACUAAGAAACGGAAAUUGGCGCAAGAAGAGCAGUUCGAAGACGUGCCCAAGGAGACCAUAGCUGAAAUUAUAGCGACUAUUGACGAUCCUAAUUACAUGACCGGUCCAGAUAUGGUGUUUUCCGACAACGCUCCACCCACCGACGAGGAUCCCAAACUGCAGGAAACCCAGAACGUUAUACAGCUACAAGUAAUCGGAAAUAGCCUAACUAAACCGGUUUCGAAGGAAACGAUGCUUAUGUUGAUCGGGUUGCAGAACGUUUUCUCUUGCCAGUUACCGAACAUGCCCAUCGACUACAUAACUCGAUUGCUCUUCGAUCCCAAACACAGGACCAUCGUUUUAACGAAAGAAAACCGACCGAUCGGAGGAAUUUGUUUCAGACCGUUUAAGACCCAAGGAUUUACGGAAAUCGUCUUUUGCGCCGUGACGUUUCUACAACAAGCCAAAGGUUACGGCAUGCAUUUAAUGAAUCAUUUAAAAGAUUAUCACAUCUCCAAAGGCAUUUACCAUUUCCUGACGUUCGCCGAUCAAUACGCUAUCGGAUACUUUCAAAGACAAGGGUUUUCUAAAGAUAUUAAAAUGAACCGAGCGGCUUAUCAAGGCUACAUCAAAGACUACGAUGGCGCCACGUUGAUGCACUGCGAGUUGAACCCGAAAAUAGUCUACACGGAGUUUACCAGCAUGGUGAGGAUGCAGAAGAAAAUCGUUAAGCAGCUGAUUCAUAAGCAGCAGAAGACCGUUUCCAAGGUCCAUCCGGGGAUCACUUUCUUCAAUCAAGUUGUAAGGAGUAUUCCAAUAGAAUCGAUACCUGGCAUAGAGGAGACUGGCUGGAAACCAGCUUCGAGAACGACGAGAGGACAAGUGCUGGAGGAAUCCCAAGACGUGGAAGUUUUAGCCGGUCUGCUCAAAACCGUUUUGAAUGCUGUGAAAGCUCACGAAGAUUCUUGGGCGUUUAAGUCGCCUGUUAAAAUAGAUCAAGCUCCCGAUUAUUACGAUCACAUUAAAUAUCCAAUGGAUUUGAAGACGAUGACUGAAAGAUUGAAAUCCCGGUACUAUGUAUCUAGGAGGCUGUUUAUUGCAGAUAUGAUGAGAAUUUUUACGAAUUGUAAAUUUUACAACGCACCGACGACUGAAUAUUACAAGUCUGCUGAAAAUUUGCAGCAGUAUUUCCAAACGAAAAUGAAGGAAAUGGGUUUGUGGGAUAAAUAAAUUGAAUUUUAAUCGAAGUGAGAUAUCACGGAAAUUUUCAGAGUGAUAGGAAUGAAUUUUAUUUAGGGAAAUGUAAAAUCGAAUUUUAAGAGAAAACCGAUAUAAUAUGUUCAUCUACAAUAAUAAAACAAUUUUAUACAAAGUUACACAACUGAUAAAUACAUUUGGAUAUUAAUAAUACAUAAUAAUAAAAAUGACUAGUAAAAAUCAUUCUACUCAUAUUAAUUUAAAAAAAACUUGUUAAAAUAAACUAUACUAUUCAAAUCCAACAAGUAGCUGCGCAAAACGGUGAACAUUCACCAAAAUACAAAGGUUUGCACUAAAGCUAUAUAAUGUAAAAAAAUUUAAAGACACGCUUAAAUCCCCGCGAAAUUUUCUACAGUUUGAAUUUCUUUUCGCUCAUUUGACUUUUGUAAAAUAAAACCUUAUUCGAGAAUGUGCAGUAAUUAAAGGUAAUAAUCUACAGGUAAUGUCACAGCUCAUUUUGAUAGCCACCUUCAAGUGGUGUUAGUGAAAAUCUCUGCCCAUAAAAUACUACAUAUUUUCAUAAAUAUAAUAUAAAUAAUAGUUUCCAUACAGCUAAUUUGAGGUUUAUAUAAAAUUAGUUUCACUUAUACCAAAAGUUACAAUAAGCUGGAACACCAUUUGCUUUCAAACGAGUCGAAUUAAUAGUUUAAAAAAAAUCAAAUUGUAGGGAUUUCGGGAGAUCUUUAACUUAUAAAAAACAUAGCGACGUUAACAGUUUAAAGUACCAUGUAACCGAGAUUCAAAUUAUUCUAGAAAUUAGUCUUAACGUAGCGUUACAGCCCGAAAAUUUACGCAGAUAUGAUAAUUCGGGCUAUGACAUAACAUUCACUUUUCGGGUUUAUUUUUCUACUAUAACACUAAACAACAAAUUUUCUUUACGUACAAAAUACAUUCUUGCUUCAAAUAUAAAAAAUCACAUGUAGCAAUUUAACGUGAUUGAAGGUUAUUCAGGUGUAAAUUCCGUUUACUUAAAUUCCAUUCAUACGGAAUUCAAUACAGUUAUAAGAAAUAGGUGCAUUAUAAAUUUAGCAAGGAGGAAAUAUCGAGAUUUUUCGUUUUAUUGCUGGAAUGUUAUUGCAGCUGUGGUUUUAUUGAGCAUGUAAUGAUCCAAUUUUUUUCGACUGUACUAAAUUCCGCUUAUUUAGGCAAUAUUUACUUUACCGAAGCACUUCUGCAUUUGGUAUCCUCGUGCUAAUUCUUAAAAUCCUAAUCUAUCUACAGUUUCUUUUAGAAGUAUAACAGCACUUUUUUCGUUUCGUGGCUACAUUGGACAAGCUUAUUCUCGAUGGAAUUAUUAGGAGACAUUUCUCGUUCGAACAAAUCGCUCCACAAUAUCCAGGCGUCCUCAUCCGGAGUACCUCGGAAAUGUCCGAUAAUAAUCGUUUGCAUUUUAAACGUCGAAGACUAGUUAGAACGUGAGAAGAAUUUUAAAUUUCAACGAAAGUUUCGCAACUACGCUAAAUACUACAAUCGCUGUCCUCGGACAAUUCGGCGGGCUCGUCCUCUUCCUCGUCAUCUUCCAAACCGUCAUCCACGUGAUGCGAGAGCAGAUCCUCUUCGUUGCCUUCAU